AUGCCCGAAGUUGCCGAGCGAUGCCUAAUUUUAUCCAAUGAUCGUUCCUUGCUGCAACGAUUUUGUACAUUACGAGAUACUUUAGGCAUGACCAUUGCUCAAAUUAUGUUUCUUGUGGACAUCAAAGCAUUUGGAAAUAUGUUUGAAGAUGAAGUUGAUCCUGUUCAACAUGAAGUUGUCUUGGGCGAAAAUUGUAAUGAAACUAAAAUGGAUUUUAUUGGCUAUACGUCAGGUAAUAGUAUAUAUAUACCAAAACUCUUUCAACAUCUUCGUUUCGCCAAACAAAUUAAUCUACCAAAAAACGAUGCACAAAUAGCAGCAGCUGUUAUGUUUUGCAGACGGCAUGGUUUAUCAACAGAACAAAUUGCAUCGAUCUGUCGUUAUUUUUCUCCUGGUUGUUGCAUUCGAUCUCGAACAUUGAUCAAAUAUUUUUUUCGAUUAUGGUCACCUGAAUCACCACCGUUCUAUAGACAUGUCAAUCAAGCACUCUCUGAAUGUAAUGUUGAAGAUGCACAUCUUCUACGUUUCAUUUUAUAUGAUUAUUUUGAAAUGUUUUUUGAUAAAUCAUUACCGUAUUUUUGUGGUAUGCUCUAUCGUGGAAUUCAUACAACAGAAGAGAACAUGGUGUCACUUAUGGACCGUGUCGGUGAACAAAUUUAUUUUGUUUGUUUCACUUCGACAUAA
Rotaria sp. Silwood2 is the source of this 684-nucleotide messenger RNA. Lineage: Eukaryota; Metazoa; Rotifera; Eurotatoria; Philodinida; Philodinidae. The record is from the annotation of a GenBank genome assembly.